Molecule: messenger RNA, 1552 nt
Organism: Erinaceus europaeus (western European hedgehog)
Lineage: Eukaryota; Metazoa; Chordata; Mammalia; Eulipotyphla; Erinaceidae
Gene: FAM187A
Product: family with sequence similarity 187 member A
Exons: 1
Coding region: 1-1308 (435 amino acids)
Source: RefSeq, a predicted model, not a curated record
AUGGCAUGGCUCUGUCCCUUCUGCCUUUUGCCUCCUGCAGGCAUGAACUUGGCCUACACAGCAAUACUUCUAUGGCUGUGUGGGAGUUUUCAGGCCUUUGAAAUCGUGGAAAAGGAGAACAUUUUUCAGAGGACCCCUUGCCCAGCUUUCCUAAUGUUUGACAAUGUGGCCUACCUGGCUGAUAUGAGCUUUGAACUCCCCUGCCACUGCAAGCCUGAGGAUGUGUCAGCUGUUGUCUGGUACUACCAAAAGCACCUAGGCAGCAGCCACACCAAAGUGCUGACAGACUUUGAUGGUCGGGUCCUGACGGAAGCUGCCCAAGUGCGCGUGGGCAGUGACAUGCUAGUUCGCUUCAGCAUCCACAUGUUCAGCCUGUUGGUUUUCCGGUCCCAGCCUGAGGACUCAGGCUUGUAUUUCUGUGGCACCCGCAAAGGGGACUACUUCUAUGCCUAUGAUGUGGACAUCCAGAGCAGUGAGAGAAUAGUGGCCACCUUCAGAGACCAGGGCCAGGAGCCCUUUGCAGAUGAGUACCAUGGGACUCUCCAUGUCUUCACCACCUUCUGGGAGUGGACGCCUUGUGACCGCUGUGGGGUGCGUGGGGAACAGUGGCGUAUUGGCUUGUGCUACCUACAAAGCCCAGACCUAUCCCCACGCUACCAGAAGACACUACCUGAUGUGGUGUCCUGUGGUUCUCGGGCCGUGUCCAGAGAGCUCCAGACUAAGACUAGGGACCACACACCUGAGGUGCUGAUUCGGAGCUGCCUGGCCCCCUGCCACAACAGGAAGACAAUCCACAAAGGUGUGAUGGCCAUCUUCAACUAUGUGUCCAAAGUGGGCAGUCGACCCUGGGUGCCCCAGGUGCCUAUUCAGUUUCACCAGCAGAGGCUGGGCCAUGGACUCAUCAUCUCCUGCCCCGGGGCCCGGCCAGAGCAUGCUGUGGCCUGGGAUAAGAACCACCAACACCUCUACCGCACCCAGUACCUGAUAGGUGUCAACAGGUCCAUGAGGGUGUUCAUUGACCAUGGGAACCACCUCCACAUCCGCUUUGCCCAGCUGACAGACCGGGGCAUCUACUACUGCUGGCGGCAGGGAGUUCGGGUGGCUGGUUUCCGGCUAGGCGUGACAUCUCUAGGGCGCUACCAAGCCUCAUUCUCUGACCCGGAGACCCGCGCAGCCCUGAUGCUCACCCUGAUAGGCUACCUGCUCAUCACAGCAGUCUUUGUCAUCAUUCACCUCUGUCGUUGCUGCUGUCACUUGUUUUACUGUUGUCCCAACUUCUCACCCAGGAUAUCUCUUCCCCAGCUAUGAAGGCCAGUUGUGUUCACAUGUAACUAUUAAUAUGAUACCAGAUACCAGGCUGGAACACCUCUUAAGGGGUUGUGGAGAAAUAUGUUAAUUACACCUGCUCUCCAUUUUCACAGACAUGUCUGGAAUGUGAGGGACUAAAGCCAAGUUAGAUGUCAACAGAGUGCAUGUGUCUUCUGGUUUCACAUUCAGGUCAGAGAAGAAAGACGUGAACCUUAUAUUUAUCAAAUGAAUGAUGUGGUACUGA